GUAUUUCCGGGUUGUCCGGCUCCAAGAUGGCGGAUGGCGAGUACGAGUCGGUGCUGUGCGUCAAGCCGGACGUGCUGGUCUACCGGCUCCCCCCGCGCGCCUCCAACCGCGGGUACAGAGCUGCUGAGUGGCAGUUGGACCAGCCAGCCUGGAGUGGCCGCAUGCGCAUCACCUCCCAGGGGCAGGUGGCCUACGUCAAGCUGGAGGACAAGACUUCAGGAGAACUCUUUGCUCAGGCCCCGGUGGACCAGUUUCCUGGCCUCGCUGUGGAGGGUGUGACAGACUCCAGCAGGUACUUCGUCCUCCGGAUCGAGGAUGGAAACGGGCGCAGGGCAUUCAUCGGCCUUGGCUUUGUUGACCGAGGUGAUGCCUUUGACUUCAACGUGGCACUCCAAGACCACUUCAAGUGGGUGAAGCAGCAGAGUGAGCUGGCAAAACAAGCCCAGAAUCCCGACCAGGGCCCGAAGCUGGACUUGGGCUUCAAGGAGGGCCAGACCAUCAAGCUCAGCAUUGCGAAUAUGAAGAAGAAGGAGGGGGCGUUGGGGACCAAAUCACGUACAGGAGGCUUGGGGGCCCCCAGCCUGAUUCCCCCCCCUCCAGGAGGAAAGGGCUCCGUUGUCCCUCUCCCCGAGAAGCAAGCGCCGUCCCAUCCGGCACAGUCUCCAGCAGGCGCCCCAGAGGCAGCAGAGGCCUCCGUGUCUUGGCCGCAGCAGCUCCAGGUGCUUACAGCUGAAGCCGCGGCUGACAUCUGGGGAGACUUUGCUCAAGCUUCUUCUGGGUCUGCUUCUGCCCCCUCUCAGCAGAGCACAGGCUGGGUCCAGUUCUGA
Euleptes europaea (tarantolino) is the source of this 827-nucleotide messenger RNA. It is a transcript of the gene NECAP2, whose product is annotated as NECAP endocytosis associated 2. Bases 27 to 827 code for a protein of 266 amino acids. The transcript is spliced from 8 exons. Gene Ontology annotation, cellular component: membrane; clathrin vesicle coat. NCBI's taxonomy places the organism in Eukaryota, Metazoa, Chordata, Lepidosauria, Squamata, Sphaerodactylidae. The record is from RefSeq and is a predicted model, not a curated record. Gene Ontology annotation, biological process: endocytosis.